Phycomyces blakesleeanus NRRL 1555(-) is the source of this 528-nucleotide messenger RNA. RefSeq lists its product as hypothetical. NCBI's taxonomy places the organism in Eukaryota, Fungi, Mucoromycota, Mucoromycetes, Mucorales, Phycomycetaceae. The record is from RefSeq and is a predicted model, not a curated record. The coding region runs from base 1 to 528 and encodes 175 amino acids. The transcript has 2 exons.
AUGUCCUUGCAAUCCACACGAGCUCUUUUCAUUCUCAGCUUCGUCGUUGCUCUUGUGUUUGGAAUCCAGUGUGUCAAGGCGGCCGUUGGGUGCGCUGCGGAGGCAAAUUUCCAAGGAUGUAAAAGUAUCGAGGAAACUCAGCUCAAGAGUUGCGGCCCGUCUGAUUACGCCUGCCAAUGUGCAGCCCAAAAGCUUAUCCAACAAUGCUACAAUUUGUGUCCUACAUACGCCAGCGAUGCGUCUAUUCAACAGGGCACGGUAGACGGUAUCUGCGCUGCCGUACCAGUUACCACAACCACAACCGUCAUUUUACCCACAAGCUCAGUGGCCCCGGUAGUCCUUCCGUCAGUCAUUCGCCCAUCGUCUUCCUCGUUUGUCUCGAUUAAGCCUGCUGCACCCACCGCCUCUGCCAGUCAUCCUGCCACUUCUAGUGGAAGCCAGUCAAGAGCCACAUUCAAGACUCUUACUCUUGUUGCUGGGAUUGGUCUUGGUCUUAGUGUUGGUCUUGGUUGGGUUGGGUUGAAUUAA